GAUAUGAGGGACGAAGUGAAGAUGGACGCGAAUCGGCUAAUCGCCGAAGUUUAUAAGCGGCCAGCGCUUUGGAACCAAAGACAUAUCUCUUAUCACAAUCGCGAGGUGACGAACCGCGUUUGGAUGGAAAUUGCAUCGAUAUUCAAGUUGCCCAAACCGGUAUUAAAAGCGAAAUGGAAAGGUUUACGAGAUACGUUUCGGGCGGAAUUAAAAAAGGACCAAGUCUACCGUAAAAGUAAAUUCCAUCGUAAUAGGCCGGUAUGGAUACAUUUCAAAAGUUUACAGUUUUUAAAAGAACAAAUGUUACCUCGUCCUCCGAUUUGGGAACGGAGUAAUUCUUGUCAAGACGACGAUCGAAUACACAGCGAGGGUGAAAGCGACGGGAUGCUGUUGCAGAACGGUUCGUCGGUAACAAGUAGAAACGCGGAGGAUCGUGGUACGAUCCCUAAUCAUCUACUGUCGAUAAGUAACGAAAACGGAUUGAAGAUCGACAGCAUCAAUCACAUAGACGUGAAGCAAGAACCCGAAGAGAACUUCGACAAUCUCGAGUUUCAAAGCGUCUCUGACAACCUCACGGAAAACGAGAUGAUGUUGCAAAACAUCUCACCUGAACAAGUGUUGAUGGGCGACCAUGACACUGGCAUUGGUCUUACGGUGGAUCCUUUAGAAGGCAACCGUUUCGAUGAUAAUUACUAUUUCCUUAUGAGUCUUUUACCUCAUGUAAGAACAUUACCGGCCGAUAGAAGAAUGCUGCUAAGGAUGCAAAUGCAAGAACUGGUUUACAAAGAGGUUUACAAGAAAAGUACCGAGAGUGUCGCCACUCCGUAAAAAGACAGAAAUGAAUAUUUUUAACAAAGACGUUAUUCGUACGCGACUUCGAAAGUGGUUAGAACCUAUCAGAAUAAUUGUCUUUCACAGUUCACUGUAUUUAACCCUUGGACGACAGGAUUCAUAUAGGACCACGAUAGUUAAAACUUAUUGUUGGGAAUAUACAGAUUUAUUGUACUGGAGAUCAGAUGGAGGAAGUUUGGUACUUUAAAUACGACAAAAUGACGAAUAAAUGGUUAAGUGGUUAUAAUACUAUUUCUUCUGAUAAUCUAUCUGAUAAAUACAUAAAUACUAGAGAUCACGGUUUUGAACGGGUAUUAAACGUGUACCGUAUUGAACGUGUACCGUGUACCCGUGUAUUAGGGAAUUAAGAACACGGGUAUUUUUAAUACACGGGUACCCGGGUAUCGAAAUACACGGGUACGCAUACAUCGAAUUAUACGGGUACAGUAUCCAAUUACACAGUUUUAUAUACAAACUUUUAUGUAAAAAAAGCUUUUAUUCUACAUAAAAUAAUGAUCCUUAUUCAUUUUGAAAAUAUUGACAAGCAAUAAAACAAAUAAAUGAAAAAGAUAUAAACAUAAGAAGAAUAAAUGUAACAGAAUACAUUGUUUAGUGUAAUUUGUAAUACUUUAUUUAUUAGUUAAAAUAAAUGUUCAAGUCAAUGUGCGUACCCGUGUAUUUCGAUGUACACGUACACGUACCUGGAUAUCCGUGUAUUUCGAUAUCCGGGUACCCGUGUAUUAAAAAUACACGGAUUAAAACACGGAUCCAUUAAUUACCCGUGUACCCGGGUAUUUCGAUACACGUGAAGUAGAGAUCUCUAAUAAAUACUAAUAUUUGUCAAGGAGACAUUGAAUGAGUGGCACUUUUCGUUGUAUUCUAUGAAUUUAUUGGGUACUCUGCGAGAAACGGUAUCGUGUGGUCGUCCAAGGGUUAAAAUGCACC
This is a messenger RNA of Hylaeus volcanicus, 1776 nucleotides long. Its product is annotated as transcription factor Adf-1-like. The coding region runs from base 4 to 828 and encodes 274 amino acids. NCBI's taxonomy places the organism in Eukaryota, Metazoa, Arthropoda, Insecta, Hymenoptera, Colletidae. Gene Ontology annotation, cellular component: nucleus; transcription regulator complex. Gene Ontology annotation, molecular function: DNA binding. Gene Ontology annotation, biological process: regulation of transcription by RNA polymerase II. The record is from RefSeq and is a predicted model, not a curated record. The transcript is spliced from 2 exons.